Molecule: messenger RNA, 1917 nt
Organism: Bursaphelenchus xylophilus (pine wood nematode)
Lineage: Eukaryota; Metazoa; Nematoda; Chromadorea; Rhabditida; Aphelenchoididae
Source: the annotation of a GenBank genome assembly
AUGCCAGAACACGAAAAAACCAAGAAGUUUUUGAUCGAUUUGGCUUCCGGAGGAGGUGCGGCGGCGGUUUCGAAAACAGCAAUGGCUCCAAUCGAAAGGGUCAAAUUAUUGUUACAGGUAAGUUUUGAGGUCAUUUUUUAUUUUCUAAUUGACUUUUAUAACAAUUUUUUAUUAAAGUUAACCGAUUUUUACAAUUAUAAUUUCAACUUUUUGUCCAAAAAUCUUACAUGAUGACUUUUCGGAACUGGGACAAUUGGGGAACCGAAAACUAACAUUUUCUUUGAUGCAAGUGUCGAAAUUAGGAUAAUCCAGGGUGUUGAUUUCGAAAAUGACAUUCAUUUUUUUACUUUUUUCCUUAAGUAGUACUGUAAAGUCGUAAUUUUUUGAAUUUAUUUAUAAAUACUCGAUUUAGGGGUUUUCGAUGGUGCGUCGAAAAUUUUAUUCAUUCUUUCUAAUUUGAAAGCACCAUCGAAAACCCCCAAAUCGAGUAUUUGCGCAAAAAUUCAAAAAAUUACUACUUUACAGUACUACUUAAGAAAAAAAACUGUCAAAAAUGAAUGUCAAUUUCGAAAUCAGCACAAUCGAAACCCCCUAAAUCGAGUAUUUUUGAAAAAAAAUCAUCGAUUAUCCUAUUAUAAUUUCGACACUUGCAUCGAAGAAAAAGAAUACUUUUCGGUUUCCCCAAUCUUCUUUUUCCCCAAUCGUCCAACUCCAUGACUUUUCGAACUUUUUUCCCCAGAAAAAGUUUUCUUUUUAGAAAGAUAAAUCAGAAAGCAAGUCGAUUCGGUGAUGAAAAGUCCCGUAUUUUACCCGAUUUCUCCAUUUUCAGUCCCAGCACGCCUCCACGACGAUCACAGUUGACAAACGUUACAAGGGAAUCACCGAUAUUCUGGUCCGCGUCCCCAAAGAACAGGGUCUCACGGCGUUGUGGCGGGGAAACAUGGCCAAUGUUCUUCGAUAUUUCCCAACGCAAGCCCUCAACUUUGCCUUCAAAGACACGUAUAAGAGAGUAUUUCUACACGGAGUCGACAAGGACAAGCAAUUUUGGCGAUUUUUUGCCGGAAAUUUGGCCAGUGGCGGCGUUGCCGGCGCCACUUCAUUAUGCUUCGUAUAUCCGUUGGAUUUUGCGCGAACACGGCUGGCGACGGACAUUGGGAAGGGAGCGACAAGAGAGUUCAAAGGAAUGGGCGAUUGUCUGAUGAGGGUGGCAAAGUCCGAUGGAAUUGUUGGCCUUUAUAGGUAAGGAGAAGAUGAUUUUUACCGCAUUGUAAAAAAAUCCAAAAUUUUUUUGAAAAUAAAUUUAAUAAAAGUUCAGAAUAAAAAUUUUUUUAAAAAUUCUUCAGAGUAAAAAAAUGGCCUAUUAAAUGCGUUAUAGAACCAGAUUACUUCUGGAUUUUAUUAUAGUUGCAGACAUAUAAAUUUUUGACCAUUUUUUUUAUUUGAAUCUUAUUUUAGGCAAAAAGUUUGCAAAAAUCAAAAAAAAAAUUGUCGUUAGUUUAAUACUCCAUCUCAAAAAUAUUGCUACUGACCUGCAACCUUAUUUUCAGAGGCUUCAUCAUCUCCGUUCAAGGAAUUUUCAUCUACCGAGCCAGUUAUUUCGGCCUCUACGACACAAUCAAGCCAAUGUUUAUGCCUGGCGGGAAACAAGUCAACUUCUUUGUGGCCUGGGGGAUCGCGCAAGUUGUGACAGUGACCUCCGGAUUCCUCGCCUACCCUUUCGACACGGUGCGGCGACGAAUGAUGAUGCAAUCGGGCAGAAAGGACGUCAUGUACAAGAACACAUUGGACUGCAUUCGAAAAAUGUACAAAACCGAGGGGCCUCGGGCCUUUUUCCACGGCACCUUGUCCAAUAUUUAUCGAGGAACUGGUGCAGCGUUGGUGUUGGCGUUGUAUGAUGAGAUCCACAAGUAUUUGUAA